Molecule: messenger RNA, 766 nt
Organism: Lycium ferocissimum
Lineage: Eukaryota; Viridiplantae; Streptophyta; Magnoliopsida; Solanales; Solanaceae
Product: dehydrin Xero 1-like
Exons: 2
Coding region: 102-560 (152 amino acids)
Biological process (GO): response to water
Source: RefSeq, a predicted model, not a curated record
UUCGCACUCAAAUUUUGUACCAUUUACACUCACUACUCUCAACAGAUAGAUUAAUUGUGUAUUUCAGCUCUUAGUUUUAUUAACUCUCUGUUAGUGAAAAAAUGUCGCACUACGAGAACCAAUAUAGUGCAGGGCAGGCUAUGCAGACGGACGAAUACGGUAAUCCCAUCCGCCAAACUGACGAAUAUGGAAACCCAGUCCAUCAUACUGGAGGGACCAUGGGAGAAUAUGGAACCACCGGAACAGGUGCCUAUGGAACUCAGGCUGGCCACAUCACUGGUGGGAAGCAUGAGCAUGGUACUCUCGGUGGCAUGCUUCACCGUUCCGGCAGCUCUAGCUCCAGCAGCUCUUCUGAGGAUGAUGGACACGGUGGUAGAAGGAAGAAGAAAGGGAUAAAGGACAAGGUUAAGGAGAAAUUGCCAGGAGGUCACAGGGACGACCAAGCUCAUUCAACUGGAACAACAACGACUACUGGCUAUGGUGUGGAAGGGCAGCAUCACCCUCAUGAGAAGAAGGGAAUUAUGGACAAGAUUAAGGAGAAACUUCCCGGCCACCACUAGAAAGCUGCGGCAAAACAAUAAAUCCUUUAUUAGAUUUAUAUAUAUACAUGUAAGAUGUUUGGUUAAGCACUUGUAUUCGCGGUCGUUUCUAGUUCGUCCUUGCUGUGUCUUGAAGCAUGGCGUUUGUGUAUAAUAAGCCAUGCUAGCCCUUUUAGUGCUAGUGGAAGCAUAUUCACAUGUAAUAAGUCUUUUUAAGUGCGUUGUAU